This is a messenger RNA of Phialemonium atrogriseum, 2223 nucleotides long. Its product is annotated as quinate permease. Gene Ontology annotation, cellular component: membrane. Lineage: Eukaryota; Fungi; Ascomycota; Sordariomycetes; Cephalothecales; Cephalothecaceae. The record is from RefSeq and is a predicted model, not a curated record. Gene Ontology annotation, molecular function: carbohydrate:proton symporter activity. The coding region runs from base 480 to 2099 and encodes 539 amino acids. Gene Ontology annotation, biological process: transmembrane transport; carbohydrate transport. The transcript is spliced from 10 exons.
GUGCAAACAAAGCCCCGUCCCAGAUGCAUGGAGAAGCCCCGUCCUAGUCCUAGUUUUCUCCGCGUGAGCUCCCCGCACUGCAUACUACUGCAUAUUUCUCCCGUCUGCGUGUGGUUGUUGACCUGUGUUUUUGCUGUACAAGGUGAAGAUUCUUGGGCGGGACGGUUCUCCACGUUCUCCACUCCCGCUAGAUCUAGUGCCGGUCGGCUUCCACCAGGAAAUUUCCCGAGUCUGCACAUGGGACCCUGCUCCCCCAGAUUUAGAUUUCCCAAAGGCGAGCCCAUCUCGGAUGGGGUCGUGGAUAUAUAAUCAUCUGACGGGUCUCGCGUUGCAUCGCUGAUUCCUUGUCUACCACCGCGAGUAAAUUAAUUGGCGAAGAUCAAAGCUGGCAAAGUGACCACAACAGCGACAGCGACAGGACAAGGCCACCACAACGAGAGAUCACCGCCAGACCCAUCUGAAACUCCCACGUCGCAAACAUGGGCGGGCUUCGCGCUGUCGAGGAUCGGCCAACGCCGAAGGAGGUGUAUAACUGGCGUCUCUACUUGGAGGCGACCGUGAUUGCCACAGGCUCGCUGCUAUUCGGCUACGACUCGGCCUUCAUUGGAGUCACAAUUGCCCGCGCCGGUUUCAAGAAUGACUUUGGCAUUGUCCCUAGCGAGGCAAACAGCAUAUCCAGCAACAUCACCUCGACCUUCCAAGCCGGCGCAUUCUUUGGUGCUCUGUUCUGCUUCUUCUUCACCGAGAUAUGGGGCCGUAAGCGCGCUCUCGGAGCCAGCGUUAUUAUCUUCCUCAUCGGCGCAAUUCUGAUGACGGCUGCCACACAUCAGCUAUCUUUCAUCUAUGCCGGACGUGCCCUCACAGGCCUCGGAUGCGGCUUCAUCACCGCAACCGUGCCGAGUUACAUCGCCGAGCUUUCGGUGCCCUCCAUCCGCGGUAUCCUCACCGGCACAUUCGAAGUUGCGUAUCAGCUUGGUUCCCUGGUUGGCUUCUGGAUCAACUACGGCAUCACUGAAAACAUGGACCCCAAGAACGCGGCAAGCUGGCGCAUCCCCAUGGCCGUACAGCUCAUCCCGGCCGGCCUCCUCUGCAUCGGCUUCUUCUUCCUCCACGAGAGCCCGCUGUGGCUCAUGCGGAAGGACAGGGAGGCCGAGGCUCUCAAGGUCCUAGAGGCUUUGCGACGUCUCCCUGCCGAGCACCAAUACAUACAAGAGGAGGUCCAGAUGAUGCGGGCCAGGCUCGACGAAGAAGCGGUCAUUGCAAGCCGGUACGGCUCCGGGCCAAAGGCCUUCUUCUUGGGAGCCAUGAACGAACUGCUCCGCAAGGGAAUGCGCAACCGAGGCUUCCUCAUCUUCUGUGCAUUUGCUCUGCAGAACAUGUCCGGUGCUGCUGCCAUCAACUACUACUCCCCUACGCUCUUUGGAUCCUUGGGUAUCACAGAUGUCGCCCUCUAUACCGGUAUCUACGGUCUCGUCAAAGCCGUGGCUUCGGUCAUCUUCUACGUCGCCCUCAUUGACAUCUGGGGACGUCGGAACCCCACCAUUUACUCGUCGCUCGUGUGCUCGCUCUGCCUGUGGAUCGUCGGCGCCUACGUCAAGAUCGGACAUCCUGCCGACGUCAUCGCCGCUGGCGGGACCUUGUCCAAAUCCACCGCAGCAGGAGGCAAAGCUGCUACUGCCAUGAUCAUGAUUUACUCGGUCUUCUGGUCGUUUGGCCUCAACGGAAUUCCGUGGAUUGUCUCCGCUGAGAUUUUCCCCGGUGCACUCCGCAACAUGACAGGCACCCUCGCCGCUCUGUACCAAUGGCUCUUCCAGUUCGUCAUCACAAAGGCUCUGCCAUACAUUUUCGCCUCGUUCGGCUACGGAACAUGGUUCUUCUUCGCCUGCUGGAUGCUCCUCGCCACCAUCUGGGCCUUCUUCCUUCUCCCCGAGACCAAGGGCCUUACCCUGGACCAGAUCGACGUCAUCUUUGGUUACGACUCUGAUAGGCGGCCUGACGUUCUGGCCAGAUCCGGUGUCAAGCCGAGCUUCGACGACAAGGAUGUGGAUGCUGAUGUUGAGAGGAGUGUGGGAAGCAAUCAUUUGGAGGAAUCGCGCUAAUAUUUUUGUUGGUUGUUGCAUUCAUUCUAUCAUGGUGCAAAGUCAAGUGUAAUUACCUACCUAGGCAGAAGACUUGCCAGCCUGUGUCAACAUAGGUAUUCAACAAGGGGUAACAUAACAAUAU